AUGUGUUCCAAGCUUGUUUUGACUGUCAAGUUUGGGUUUCUCAUUCAGGAACGUAACAAGAGAGGUCUCGAGGAAGACAUUGCUAUCUCUCGUGUUGAGCAGAUAAGCCCAUUCCCUCUAGACUUAAUAAGGGCUGAGCACCAAAAGUAUGACAAUGCAGAGAUUGUGUGGGCGCAAGAAGAGCCCCAGAACAUGGGGUACUGGACUUAUGUUCAGCCACGCCUUGUAACCUCUGUUGGAAACAAAGUUAAGAUCAGCUAUGCUGGUCGCCCGCCAUCUGCAUCAACUGCAACUGGCAACAAGCAUCACCACAAUUCCGAACAAGAAGACCUCAUAAACCAAGCUUUGGAUUAAAUGUUCAUGACACCAUAUUGAAAUAUUGAAAGUAAAACUGACAGCUACAAUUGAUAUAAAAUAGAGACACACAAUGGUCAACCUUAGUUUUACUUGGCCAGUCGUUUUUUCCUUUUAUAUUUAACUUCAGCAUAUGAUACUAUAAUUUGAUCAAUUGUUUUUCUACAAACUGAGAAAUACUACAUAACAAUAGGGAAUUUUAUUGGAGGAGUGAAAGAAUAGUAAAUGUAUAGACUAAAAGCAAGACUAUGGUCCUUGAACUACACUAGCCUGUGAAGUGUAAUCCCACUAUUUUACUUCAAAGAAAUCAAAUAAUUUCAAAGUUAUUAGCCUGUAUAACACCUUCACAUGGCUGACCAGUGAAUCAAAAUCAAUAUUAUUCUGCAGAUUAGGGAAAUAGCAUUUUUUAUUUUCAUGAAAUGAUAUCUGUAAAAUGCACUAAAUAAAUAAAAGAAUUCUUUGAUA
Messenger RNA from Orbicella faveolata, 819 nucleotides. Its product is annotated as 2-oxoglutarate dehydrogenase complex component E1-like. NCBI's taxonomy places the organism in Eukaryota, Metazoa, Cnidaria, Anthozoa, Scleractinia, Merulinidae. The record is from RefSeq and is a predicted model, not a curated record. Gene Ontology annotation, biological process: tricarboxylic acid cycle. Gene Ontology annotation, molecular function: thiamine pyrophosphate binding; oxoglutarate dehydrogenase (succinyl-transferring) activity. Gene Ontology annotation, cellular component: oxoglutarate dehydrogenase complex; mitochondrion.